This is a messenger RNA of Cucumis melo (muskmelon), 1671 nucleotides long. RefSeq names its product extensin-like. The coding region runs from base 20 to 1288 and encodes 422 amino acids. The record is from RefSeq and is a predicted model, not a curated record. Lineage: Eukaryota; Viridiplantae; Streptophyta; Magnoliopsida; Cucurbitales; Cucurbitaceae. The transcript has 2 exons.
AGAAGAACCAAAACCAAAGAUGGGGAAAAGAGGUUCCUCAUCAAUGGCCUCUUUGGCCAUUGCUGUUUUGGCAACAUUUCUCUCUUUAACUCUGCCUUCCAAUGCUAAUCAGUACCUCUAUUCUUCCCCACCUCCUCCACCACCCGUUUACAAGUCUCCACCACCUCCUCCUCCUUACAAAAAGCCUUACCACCCACCUUACCACUAUAAAUCACCACCACCACCUCUGCCGGUGUACAAAUACAAGUCUCCUCCUCCACCACCUCCAUACAAGAAACCGUAUCACCCACCUCAUCACCACAAAUCUCCACCUCCUCCUGUUUACAAGUAUAAAUCACCUCCACCACCACCACCGUACAAAAAGCCGUACCACCCACCAACACCCAUUUACAAGUAUAAGUCUCCACCGCCACCAGUUUACAAAUAUAAAUCUCCUCCUCCACCACCCUACAAGAAGCCAUACCACCCACCAACACCCAUUUACAAAUACAAAUCUCCACCACCACCGGUUUAUAAAUACAAGUCACCACCUCCACCACCACCCUACAAGAAGCCAUACCAUCCACCUACACCGGUUUACAAGUACAAGUCUCCACCACCACCCGUCUACAAAUACAAGUCACCACCUCCUCCACCAUCAUACAAGAAGCCAUACCACCCACCUACGCCCAUUUACAAGUACAAAUCUCCACCACCACCGGUAUACAAAUACAAAUCUCCCCCGCCACCACCACCAUACAAAAAACCAUAUCACCCACCAUACCACUACAAGUCUCCACCACCCCCACCACCCGUCUAUAAAUACAAAUCUCCUCCUCCGCCACCACCACACAAAAAACCAUACCACCCACCGUACCACUACAAGUCCCCACCACCCCCACCACCCAUCUAUAAAUACAAAUCUCCUCCUCCGCCACCACCAUACAAAAAGCCAUACCACCCACCGUAUCAUUACAAGUCCCCACCGCCCCCACCACCCGUCUACAAAUACAAGUCUCCUCCUCCACCACCACCGUACAGAAAACCAUACCACCCACCGUACCACUACAAAUCUCCACCACCUCCUCCUCCGGUCUAUAAAUACAAAUCUCCUCCACCACCACCACCUCACAAAAAACCAUACCACCCACCUUACCACUAUAAGUCUCCACCACCGCCGCCCCCCAUUAGACACUACCACCCACCCCCGACUCCGGUGAAGCCAUACCACCCACCUCCAGUCUACCACUACAAAUCUCCACCACCACCCGUCUACAUUUACGCAUCACCCCCACCUCCUCACUACUAGACAUUAACCCCAACAUAAAGGAAGCAAAAGGAGGAUGUCAGAAAAUAAAUGACACGUUCAUAAGAGCUUUAUGAUUUGGAACAGGAAAGCCUGAAGGGUUGCUGCUGCUGCAGUUUGAUAAGUGUUGAAAUUUCUCUUGUUUUUAGGCUUUGUCAUUUUCAUUUUACUUCUUUCCUUUUUUCUAUGUCUCUCUAAUUUAUUAGGUGUAAUGCACUACUGUAGUAACAUCUCAAACUAUAUAUUAUAAAAAAGACGUGCUUUGUAUAAUCAUAUAAAAUUUAUCAGUAUUUGUAUGAUGUAAUGUGCUGCUUCCUUUUCUUUCAUCGGCUAAUACAAAUGUUGCUCAUUUCCCAAUAAACAAAAGAGACUGCGUUUUCUUUUAA